AUGUUCAUUAGAAGAAACGCAAAUAGUGCCUGUCCUGGAGUAAACGCUUUUGUUGGGAAACGGGGUAUACUUUGUUUUCGGGAAUAUGGUUCCUCAUGUAUUGACCUUGCUAUAUAUCGAGGUUUUGAUGGUCCAGUUGCCGGUCAUGGUGAGUGGUUCCUUUCAGUAUUUGGGUGUCCAGAAAAUAGUUUCAACGAGGGUGGUUUAAAGACAUCUGCUCAUGGUUAUGGAGAAGGUCAAUGGAAUUUUUUCCAUGCAAAUGCUCCCCCAGUUAAUGUUCUCCAAAAUAUAAUAAAUCAAGAUCCAUCCCCCGGUCUUUUUUUUAGAUUUCCAAACUAUCCAUCUGCUCCAAGUAUUAUAAGAAUAAUUGUUGAAUGUGAAACUUAA
Dictyostelium discoideum AX4 is the source of this 387-nucleotide messenger RNA. RefSeq lists its product as hypothetical. Lineage: Eukaryota; Evosea; Eumycetozoa; Dictyosteliales; Dictyosteliaceae. The transcript is spliced from 2 exons. Bases 1 to 387 code for a protein of 128 amino acids. The record is from RefSeq and is a predicted model, not a curated record.